Mya arenaria is the source of this 4785-nucleotide messenger RNA. RefSeq lists its product as uncharacterized. The transcript has 3 exons. The coding region runs from base 105 to 3119 and encodes 1004 amino acids. Lineage: Eukaryota; Metazoa; Mollusca; Bivalvia; Myida; Myidae. The record is from RefSeq and is a predicted model, not a curated record.
AAAUCGUCAUUUUACAUCCGGCUUGGCUAAAUCGAAACUAGACAAGUUUUAACUUCAUUUGAUUUCCUCAAGCCUACCUCUGAGAAUGUAUACAUAAACUCCUAAUGGAAGAUAGUGGAGGACAAGAGAUCCAAGAGACGAAUGAAAAUGAAGAUGAAGAGGCAAACGACGCUGUCAAAACUUUAAAAGAAGUCAGGGCAAGUCUCAAUGAGAAUGGGAGGGGGCAACUUGACCCAGAGAUCCGUGAGGUUGCUGAGGAAUGCACACAGAGGGGAGACUUGAGUUUGAAAAUUUUGUUAGAAAUAAAUAGAAAUUUUGUCAACGUUGUGGCUGUAACUCUUGGUUUUAACCUUGAAACGACAAAGAAGAUCGUCAGUAUAUUCAACAUGUGCUGGACCAAACAAGGUUUAGCAGAGAAGAUCAUAAAAGAGGUUUAUACUGAAGAUGAAGAUGAAACACCUGAAGUUGAUGAACAGAUGCCGAUUGAAAUACAAGGAAUGGAGGAUAGUGCUAUUGCUUUGUAUGCAAAAGCGUUGAAUCAAGGGUUUGAAGAGGUUCAGAGGAUUCGUUUGAUGGUUGUUGGAAUGUUUUCUGUAGGCAAAACUUCGCUAGUAAAUAACCUGGUUGAAGACCUUUCGAAUAAGAAACCACCAGAAGUUUUAGAAGAAGAUCAGUUUCCACCAAGUACAGAAGGAAUAGAUGUCCAUUUGUGUAUAAUUGAUCAACAAAACAAGUGGAGAAAACAGCAACUUUCAAGAAAACCACUCUAUGAGGACAGAUUGACACAGGCUCAAUUUGAAGAUCUCCCUACCGUACACGAUGAACACAUGGACUUUUCGCGUUCAGAAGACUAUUAUGAGGAGGAUGAAGAAACACCAAUGAAAAAUGUCAUUGAUGAUCAAGAAGACCAACCUACGCUAGAAACGAAUAAUGAUUUUAAAAGGGUAUAUCAAAAUGUACAGCAACGCAAAAAUGAACCCGAUGUAAAAGCAGUCCUUGAGGUAUUUAAAGAAAAGAACAAUGAAGAGAAUGAAAAGCCAGUUGAUGCAAAACCUCCGAUUACUGGGAGGGAACCUUUGGUAUCUGUUUGGGACUUUGCUGGACAAAAUCUGUACUAUUCAACUCACCAUUUCUUCUUGAACAAGCGCUCCAUAUAUUUGCUUUUGAUGAAUAUGACAAAAUCGCUCGAUACAGAUGUUGCAGAAAGUGCUUCACUGUCAGGUCUUUUGCACAAACACUUUACAUGUUUGGAUUCAUUCAAAUUCUGGCUCAAUUCCAUUCAUAUGUAUAGUUCGAUUCAUGAUCAGGAGUACGAGGUUCACCCAACAGUCAUACUUGUUGGAACACACAAAGAUAAAAUGAAAUGCAGCGAAGAAGAUAAAGAAGACAAAAUGAAUGAAUUCUUCGACAAAGCUUUGGAAUCGUUCAUAGACACCCCAAUUCUAAAACACAUACACGAAAAAAAGUUUCUUGUUAACAACCUCCAAGAUAGAGAUCCAGUGUUUAAUGAACUCAGAGCUGAAGUAAAGAUGCUAGCUGAAAAACAACAUUACUGGAAUGAAAAAAGCCCAGUUAGUUUUAUAGAAUUGGAGAAAUCGUUUGAUACCAUGCGUGAAGAAGGCAAGGAACUCAUCAAUUAUACAGAUGUUCAAGCAGCCAACAGGAACAACAUAAAGACCGUUGACGAACCACAGCUACGUUUGUUUCUUGAAUUGCAACACAUGUUCGGAAAUAUUUUACACUUCGAUACACCGGAGCUCAAACAGUUUGUUAUACUGGCUCCUAAAUGGAUUAUUGAAGCAUUCAAAUGUUUCAUUACCCACAAGCACACGCACAACAAAAAACCAGAACAUCUACAUCUUUGGAAAGAGUACAAACUAUGUGCAAUUAUCAAGCCUCCUCUUCUGGAAGAAAUUAUCCAACGUAGCAAUGAACGGAUCAGAAUUCAUGGCAAGGCAGUAAUACAAUAUAUGGAGCAUUUGAAUGUCAUGGCAAAGCCACUAUGCACAGAAGAACUAGACGACGAAGAUGAUGAUGAUGAUGACACAUCAACUGUAGCCGAGAACAGAAAGGUCUGCUUGGACAGCAAAAGCCAUAAGCCUGAAUUUUCGUUCUACAACACAAAGAUGCUAGACUUUCAUAUUGUCCCCUGUCAACUUCAAGCAAAACCCGAUGACGAAAUCAUUGAAAAAAUAAAGAGUCCCUCAAACUGGCAUACGACUCCCGCUCUUUGCUUUGUCUUUAACGAUAAUUUCAUGCCCCCAGCAGUGUUUCAUCGACUACUAGCUGCUUGUAUUCGAAGCUGGGAAAUCGCGAAGGACAAAACUAGGUCAGAACAGCGGCAAAAGCCUAACGAACAGACAUUGUUGUUCAAUGGUAUAGGCGUUUUUAAAACAUGCAAACGCUCACAGCUUCGUAUUUGGUACCACGACCACAUAAUUUAUGGUCGAAUGGCCUUCAUGUCACAAUGCAAAGAUCCAGAAAAAGCCAUCGAUAAGGUGCUCUGUCAGAAUGUAAGAAGAACACUGUAUAAACACCUGAUGGCGAUUCUAGGUCUAUUACCAAGGUCAAAGCAUAUCACAAAGACUGCGCCCUAUGAAGAAUACAUACAAUGUCCGAAGUUGACAGACCACAACUGCGGCCUAUUCAGAGUGAACGAUUUUAUCAUUGAUGGCGAAAUGAGCUGCGAUGAAGGCCAUGAUUUGGAUGAAGCACACCCGAUUGAAAAGUCGUCAGUUCUCAAAUACUGGUUCAGUGAUGCCAUGAAAGAAAUGGAGGAAAUUCAAUUAGAGAAUUUAUUUGAAGGCAUCGAUUUGGAAAAGGUUCCAGAAGAUGAUGAGCUGUCUGUCAUUGGCCGGGGUCUUGCAAAAAGUAAAGAGUUCUGGCUCCUAGGUAUAGAACUGGGCAUCAAACAAGUAACGAUGGAACUUCUUAAAAGGGAUCAUUUUAAAGUAUCAAGGGAAACUUUUAUUUACCACAUGCUGUAUGAAUGGAAAAAAACGAAACAAGAACCCCUGUCCAAGCUUGUACGUAAAAUACACGCUGUUCACAAGAAUUCUACCGAAGAGCUUGGAAGCAUUUUAGAAUGCCUGAAGGAGCAACAGCAGAGGGUGAUAUAGAAAGUCACUGAAGCUCAGAAGGAGAGACACUGCAGAGGAGAACGGCUCAAUGUGAAUGUAGCAACAUCCGAAUUAAUACGUUAACUUUUGAUAAUGGAUCUGCUCGAUGUGUUAUCAUUAACCUAUGUUAUUGCCAUGUUUGGACACUACUAAUUGAUUAUGUUCUAAUGCAAUGUUUAUACAUUUUAAUUAUUUUUUACAAAUGUGUUGAGCAUGUCCUGACAGUAAGAUUCGAAUUUAUUCGUCCAUACGUGACACUUUAUAGGUAUUUUGGUCAGCAUGGUUUGUUGUGUAUUUUAGUCACAAUUCACCUGGACUGUCAAGUGUAUGGCCAUUGACUUACAUGUAGUACACUUUGGGCUGAAAAAUGAUGUGUCGCAUAUUACUCUAAAAUCGUUGUUUUCUGACCUAGGUUUUUGUUCAUUUCUGUCAUUUCUUUUCACAUUUAACACCUUAAAUCCACAACUUUAUUUAAACAUUACCGUGUCAGUGAUUGUGACCGGAGUUUGUUUAAGUGAUUAUUUCCUCAAACCCUUCGACAAACCCGGCCCCUAACUAAAUUUUUGACAGUACAGACCGAAGGCGGUGUUCUGUAAGCGGCGUAGACUGUGCUAUGUUGCAUUUAAAAUGGCGAAAAAAUAGUCAAGUUAUCUUUGUUUUAUGUCUUCAUUUUAAGCAAAAUAUUGCCUUCCGACGUAGCAUAUAUGACGUAAUUUAUCACGUGGUAUGCACCUACUGGUGAUAGCUUUAGUCAUUUGAAGAUUAAUAACAUAUCAUUUAAUGGGUAAUAAGUUUUCUAAAGCCUUGUUCAAUUAAAAAUAAUUCGCCGUUCCAAAGUUUAUACAAACUUUCUACACUGUUAAAUGUUCUAGUAUCAACAACUGAAUCUAGAUCUACACGUAAUAUCAAUAGUCAGACCUUUAGGACUCGCCGAUAUUUAUUUUUCAAACCACUAUUCAUCCAUCUGUCACUCUUUAUAUGUGCUUCAACACCAAAAAGAUUAACGUUUGACUUGCUUGUUUUUUGCCUGCUGAUCGAGACAACAACUCUGGAUUUUUAAAUUUAAUAUCUGAAACUUGUCGUUCAUAGUAAUUUUAUGUGGACAAACUAUUCACAACAGAAUAUUUGUAAAUAUUUUUCUUCGUUUAAUGUCUUUCGAAAGUUUUUUUAUUAUUAUUUAUGUAUUGAUUUUAUUUUUUCUUGCACUUAAUGGAUAAUUUAUGGAUUAUUCUUUUGCUUCUUAAAGUAAAUAUGCGAAAUUGAUAUGUUUACGAUAAUUGUUAUAUGAUGUACAGCAGCCAAUUGUAUAAAACUUUUAUAAGUUGUCCACUGGUUAUCUUUUUAGAAAUCACCAGAGCUGCGGGUCUGUUGCCUUGGAUGACAUUGACCUAGCUUGCUCUUUUCACAUACUUUUUUGUUUGAAUUAUAACUAUGCAAUUUAGACCACGUGAUCCGUUUGCAAAUAUUUAUUCAGUUGCAAUAAACAGUAAAUUCAGUGGAUGACCUUGAUGUGAAAUUUGACCUACAUUCUUACCUUUGAAGCUACAGCAAUGAAAGUUGGGCUAUGCGUACAGUUUUUACCAGCAAAUGUAAACAAUUUCCUCGCAUGACCUAUGCCAAGCUUUGAAAGUCGAAAUAUAAUAAAUAAAUUGUAUUGUAUCAGGUA